AUGAGAUUGGACGUUGCAUGGUGUGGUGGUAGUGCAGCAGUCUUCAACAGCCGCAGCGUCGCGCACGUCAUGUCUAAAGCGCGUUGGCCAUCAUCUGCCUUGGCACUAUCGACCGCCACAGCCGCACUCAUGUGGCUGUAUAUCACCACCACCAAGGGUACAACCAAUCUCUCUCCAUCAAGCCCCGACCAGUCUCGUCGACUCAACCACACGCAAGAGUGUCCGGCAGUGUCGGCCCGUGUCACGUCCGAUUGGCACGCCGCCUCCCGCAUCUCUCUGACACUGUCCCAUCCAGUCGAGCAUGCCGGGAUUGAGCUGCAUACGACUAACUGGGGAAAAGUUUCGUCAGGGUACAAAUUGCACGUUGAAUCCAUGUCACUAGACUCGACGUCUUUCUUUGCCAAGACGUUGGCGCCAGCAACGACCUACGAUUUGGUCGUCGACAAGCGGCAAUGGCACGUUCCAGUGACCGUAUCUUCCAUUCGUGUACACCUGCGGUCCCAAUCGUGCGACUAUAACCUCAUGAAUCCCCCAUCAUCAUCGUCGGUUCGAGUGCUUGCUGAUGUCGUAGCUGACAACUCCACGGCAAACAAUUCAUUGACGCUGUUGCCUUGCUCAUGGACUCAAGCCAGACCCAUGUCCAUCGGAUUCUACCACAUGUGUGCGAUCAACGCCCAAAAUGCAAUGACGUGUUGGGGCCUCAACAACUUUGGACAAAGCACCGUGCCAUCUGCGAUGUCGUUUGUACAAGUGUCUGCGUAUGACUACCAUACUUGCGCCCUCAACUCUACGGGUUUCCCCCAGUGCUGGGGGGCCAACUACACAGCCCGGGCAAACUCCCCCCUCAGUGUCGUGUCGACUCCGGCUGAGCCCAUGGCCUCAAUCUCAGCAGGGGCGCUUCACGCAUGUGGCGUCACACUGACUGGCGCGUUGCGCUGUUGGGGGGCCAACGACUUCAACCAGUCCAGCCCCCCCGCUGGACAGUACCUGUCCGUGUCUACGGGAUUUCGCCACGCGUGUGCUGUUUCGUUUCCAGACCAGCGGUUGGCAUGCUGGGGCAACUGCGACAACGGAGAAUGCGACCCCCCCAACACGACGAUCAAGUACGUGCAAGUGUCUGCAGGGGACAGGUACACGUGCGCGGUGUCUGUGGCCAACAACGCCAUGUGUUGGGGACGCGACCUGCCCACGAUGAACUUCACUGCCGUGCCGCCAGGUCAGUAUUCCUUUGUCGGCACCUCCAGAGCCGGGGCCUUUUCGUGUGGCUUGCUCUUGAACGGCUCGGCAAUAUGUUGGGGUGAUCGCAUCGCCUACAUGGGACUCCCCGUCAAUGUCAACUUCACCAGACUCGCGCUUGGCACGCGUCAAGUUUGUGGUGUCACCGCCAUCAACCCAGCGACCAACACCGGCGGAACGUUGUCGUGCUAUGGCGCCUUGUCCUCGAUGGUUCCGACGCCUGGCUUUCGCCCCAAAUCUGUCGGGUACUGCAUUCGCAACACGUCUUCUGUAUCGUCCGAUGAAGUCAUGGAAUCCACCGACUUGGCACCUUUCAACACUACGUAUUCCAAUUCAUCUUCGGUCAGAGACGACAUUAUUACGUUUCCACCUCCGCAGGACAACGACGGAUCUGCCAGUCUCAACCUGACAUCGUACCAGUUUCGAAAAGUGGCGUCUGCCGGCAACCAAUACACAUGUGGGGUCACGGCGUCGGGCCAAGCGGUGUGUUGGGGCGCGACCAACCUCGGAGGGCCCGCGUCUGCGAUCACCAACGCAGUGGACAUCACCGCCUCGUUGGUGUACGACUUGAUGUGCGCGCUGCGGGUGACGGGGUCGGUCACAUGCUCGUCGCUUGCGAUUGACACCACGGGGAACUUUAUCAGCGGUGCGUUUGCCGCCCCUCGAGAUGCGUUCGUCAUGGUGUCGUCCAAAGGCAUGCAUGCGUGCAGCUUGAAAACCACGGGGCGCAUCAAAUGCUGGGGGUUCAACGACGACCGCCAGCUGAACGUGCCCGACUUGACGUACCUGCUCGUGGCCGCGGGGGGCUUUCACACGUGCGCUAUUACGAGCAAGUACGAAACGCUGUGCUGGGGCCGAAACACGCAAGGGCAGGUGUCGGGGGUGCCCGUCGCCACCAAGCACCGGUUUGUCUCGUGCGGAUACCAGUUUUGCUGCGCCAUUCGGGUCAACGACGUGGUGGAUUGUUGGGGCAGCGACGAGUUUGGGGAGGCUACUCCGCCUCCAAACAUGCCCGUGCUUCAACUUGCCGCCGGGUGGGGCCACACCUGCGCGGUGACCAAAUCGUGGGCGUUGCGGUGCUGGGGCGACAACUCCUUGGGGCAAGCGUCGCCCCCAGCUGGCUUGUUCUACCAGGUGACCACAGGCACCACCCAUUCCUGCGCGACGGCCAUCAAUGGCACGGUGGUGUGCUGGGGAGACGUCGUGCGAAACCAACUCACGCCCAAUACUGCCAUGCGUCAAGCGUACUCGACCCUCUCGACCGACCAAAUGGUCGAAGCCGUCCAACGCAACGUCUCACGCACACGGAUGAAGUGCUCCAACUUGUCGUGGGGGAUUGCAUACAGCUCCAACUUGUGUGCCAACUCAAAUACGUUCUCGGGAUGUGUGCCCCCUAGCACGUAUGCCGCCGCGACCGCGCGAUGCACUGGUCUCGGUGGACGCCUUCCGACAGUUUCCGAGUCGCAAGCUGGGUGGCUCAAAGCGGCGCUGUGCGACUUUUCAGACGGAUGGACGUGGACGGCCACAUCGUGCCUCUUGGUGUCCGGACAGUCCGGUUUCAUUAUCGUGUCCGAUUCGACCCAGCAACGGUCGUGCGUCCCCGACUCGACGUCCACGGCCUUUCCCAUCUGUAUCAGCGAGAAAGAGUUCACACCGUGCAGUCUCGGGAGUCGGUGCUCACAUGUAUGCGUGGCACAGACGGAUUCCCAGUACGCGUGCACUUGUGACGCCGGAUUUACCCUCGGCAGCGACGGCAUGUCGUGCUUUCCCACGAUUCUCUUGCGGUCGGCGUCCACGUGCAAACAACUCAACCGACAGAUGCUGCCAGCCACUCAAAUGUGCGUCCUCAAUACUGGAUGCACCAAGAAGAUGACGUACGCGGACGCUCGAACGUACUGCCGGUCCCGCGGCGCGCGACUGCCGCUGCGACAAGAAGUGCUGGGACGGACCGACUUGACCUUAGCCUGCUCUCAUGAGGUGGCAUUUUGGACCAACACGGCAUGCGCCAACGGUCUCAGCCCGGGGUUUAUCGCCACAACGUCCGCCUUGGAGUCGUGCCAAGCGUCCGCGGACCUGGCUACUGUUGUGUGUGUGGCUGAUCCAGACAUUGACGAGUGCGAGCUGGGCAUCAACACAUGCAGUGACAAGUGCUGGAACACGGAAGGUUCGUACACGUGCACUUGCGACGAUGCCAAGGCGUUGGUGGCCACCACAACUGGGGGUAUCACCUGCCAGCUACCUUCGUCUGGAGGCGACUCGCUGGAGUCUGCUCAUGGAGACACGGUGAGCGUACCCUUGGUUCCAUCGAGCAGCCAAACCACAUCAGCGAAAUCAUGCCGGCAACUGCAGUGGACGGACUUGUUGACCGACCGCGCCAUCUGCUCGAGCUCACGUGCGACCCCCAACAACCCCACAUGCCCCGGUGCUGUCAACUACACCAUCGCUAUACAGUACUGUGCCCGUCGCGGCGCCCGGCUCCCGCUGUUGAACGAGUUGCGAAGUGGCCUGGAUGUGCUAGUGCGAUCAAACGAAUGUGGCUACGGUCAAAAGCUCGUGUGGACAUCCACAGCAUGUUCCAGAGACCAGCAGCCCAUGAUCGGAGUCGCGGCAGCUGGAGGGGGCCCCCAGCUUCUGGACAAAGUGGUCUGCUUGACGGCGACCACCCAGACCGCGUUCCCGAUUUGUGUGGCCGACAAACUCGUGGCGGGGUCGUGUGCUGCCGUGGGCAACAACUUGUGCUCCGACGAUUGUAUCGACUUGGCCGACGGGUUUCGCUGUGAGUGUGGCCCGUCGCAGCGCCUCGAGGCCGACGGGGUGACGUGCACAAACCUACCCCCCGUGCCGUCGCCUGUGGCGUGCGAUGGCCUCCCUCAACCUUGGACCCCCCCCGACUUGAACAACAACUUGACCGAUCCGUGCGCUAGAUCGUUUGCUUCGACCACCAAUGCUUGUUCAGGCCGCGUCAACUUCUCUCAGGCGCUGGCGUGGUGCGCAUCCCUGGGGGGUCGACUCCCCACUGCCGCUGAAGUGGCAAACGACAUUGUCUUGGGCUCCGGUUGCAAGUACGACUACAGCGAAGUGUGGACGUCGUCGCCGUGUUUCAACUCGACGGGGCAAUCUCAGGGGGUCGUCACAUCGGGCGGGUCCAACGUCGGAAUGUCGUACAUUCCACCCACAUGCUCCAACACAUCUAUCCCGACUGCUUUUGCUCGAUGCGUCCGAGAUCGAGGAGCUACCACAUCCCAGCGUUGUAGCCAAGACGCAUGCUCGCACUUGUGUUUCAAUCAAGGGUAUGGCUACGCUUGUGCGUGCAACCAAGGGUUCCGGCUGCAACCUGACGGCAAGUCGUGUCUUCCCAUACUUCCAGACGUGCCAACCACGCUCUCUACCGCCACCUGCGCCAAACUCAACUGGAACACGAUCGCGGGGAACUCUACAUGCGCGCGCGUCGAAGGCAGCUGCACCUCCAAAGCGCGGGUCACUGCGACGGCGGCCAUUAUGACAUGCGUGCAAUUGGGCGCGCGGCUGCCCACUUUGUUUGAAGUGAUGCAAGGCGCGACGCUGGCCUCCACUUGCGGCGACACACGGGUAUGGACGUCGACCAGAUGCGCCUACGUCGCGGACGGACUGCCGACAUCCUCGCUCAGCAUGACGGAUGGCUGGCUCACAAUAACCAGCAGUCGCAAGCAACCCGUGUGUGUCUCCCCCAACGCUACAUUCACGCCUUCCUGCAUCGCCGACACAGUUCCCGUCCCCAUUUGCUCGGGAAAGUGCUCGCGAGAUCAGCAGUGCCUUGUGGUCACAGGAACCAACAUCACCAGCUGUGUGUGCAGUCCAGGCUUCAACGUUGACAGCAGCGGAGUGUGCCAGACAUCCACGCCCACCUUGUCGACGUCCACAUGCUCCGACCUGAGCUGGAAUGUGGACUCAAAGUCUGGGUUAUGUGCUACCCAACGCUUGGGCGUUGUGGCCCCUGCCUGGAUUGCCUCGUACCUGCAAUUGAUGGCCAAGUCUGUUCAAAAUGGCCUUCGGCUCUGCCUCCCCCCCACGACGUGGCCUGUCUCAUUAGCGCAAUGCAAAGCCCAAGGCAGCCGCCUCCCCACACUAUUUGAAAUCCGCGCGGGCCUUUGGGCUGCCUACUCGUGUCCGUCAUUUGUGGGCCAGCGCGUGUGGACGUCCACAAGUUGCCGCAAUUCGACCACGGGGUCAGUCGGCUACAUCGCCACAGGUUUAUCUUCGUGGUCGGGGGCGAACAAGGAACUUUGCCUUGUCCCAUCCUCGUCGUCCCCCUUUGUGCAAUGCGCCGCUGACAGCACCCUCGACCCAUGUACUGCGGGGACGCACACGUGUGCCCACAUCUGUGUGAGCCAGGGGGGCGGGUCGUUUGCAUGCGCAUGCAACGACGGGUACCGCCUCGGCGAAACUGGCAGCUGCUCCCCCGUCGUCACCGCCCGGACCCCUGCAACGUGUGCUGGACUGCAGUGGACUCGCCGCGCCGGCUCGGCAAUCUGCACGAGCGGCUUGGUCACCCGAGUGUUAUACGACGGCAACGGCAGUGUGGUGUCGAAUGCGUCGAUGCCAUACGUCCGCGACUCGUGGACGUGCUCUGGGCCUGCCACGUACGACGCUGCUGUGAAAUUGUGUGACAAUCUGCGGGCGAGGCUACCCACGAUGGCCGAGUUGGUCAACAACUACUUGGCGAACGCUGGAUGUGCCGACAAUGUCGACGUGUGGACGCAGACGUCGUGCCGCCCCGCCGCUGGCCCGGACGACGCCCCCAAUGGUCCCGUGUUCCGCAUCAAAGCAGCGGGUGCCCCGUCGUUGUUGAACUCGUUUCCGAGAUCUUGCGUGGCUACUACUGGCACCGACAGCAGCAGCAACGUCCCUGCAGUCGCCCAUGUUCGAUGUGUCGCCAAUGUUUAAUUGAUUAAUCAUGGUUCUUGUAUCAGUCAAACCUGGUCGGCC
Messenger RNA from Aphanomyces astaci, 6201 nucleotides. RefSeq lists its product as hypothetical. NCBI's taxonomy places the organism in Eukaryota, Oomycota, Saprolegniomycetes, Saprolegniales, Verrucalvaceae. The record is from RefSeq and is a predicted model, not a curated record. The transcript is spliced from 5 exons. Bases 1 to 6159 code for a protein of 2052 amino acids. Gene Ontology annotation, molecular function: calcium ion binding.